Molecule: messenger RNA, 2369 nt
Organism: Cucurbita pepo subsp. pepo (vegetable marrow)
Lineage: Eukaryota; Viridiplantae; Streptophyta; Magnoliopsida; Cucurbitales; Cucurbitaceae
Product: putative acyl-activating enzyme 17, peroxisomal
Source: RefSeq, a predicted model, not a curated record
UCUAACCGUUUUUGCCGUUCUCUCUUUCAAUCUUCGUCUGUCUACCGCGGGAGAAAUCACCGAUGGAUUACAGAGCUUUGGACUCCAUUACUGUGACUGACAUCAAAGCUCUCGGGAUUGCUUCUGAAGUUGCCGACGAACUCCAUGGACUUCUUACAGAUAUCAUUCGUAGCUACGGUAAUGGCUCUCCCGAGACUUGGUGCCACAUCUCCAAGCGAGUUCUUAGCCCCGACCUUCCCUUCUCCUUCCACCAGAUGAUGUAUUACGGGUGUUACAAACACUAUGGUUCUGACCCGCCCGCUUGGAUGCCUGAGCUGGAGAGUGCAGUUUUCACAAAUGUUGGGCAGCUAUUAGAGAGGCGAGGGAAGGAGUUUCUGGGGUCAAAUUAUAGAGACCCCAUAACGAGUUUCUCCUCUUUCCAGGAGUUUUCAGUUUCAAGCCCUGAGGUCUAUUGGAAAGCCGUGUUAGAUGACAUGCAUAUAACUUUUUCUAAACCUCCAAAAUGCAUAUUGCAAAUGAAUGAUUCUCCAGAUUGCCAAUCUCCAUGUCCUGGUGGUCAAUGGCUUCCUGGAGCAGUAUUUAACCCAGCCAAGGAUUGCCUAUCUUCAAAAGAGAAUAGGAGUUUGGACGACGCAGCAAUCAUUUGGCGUGUUGAAGGAUGCGAUAACAUGCCCGUGAAGAGAUUGACACUCAGAGAAUUGCGUACAGAGGCUUGGUUAGUAGCACAUGCUCUCAACUCACUAGGUUUCGAGAAAGGAACUGCUAUAGCAAUUGACAUGCCAAUGAAUGUAACUUCUGUGGUCAUCUAUCUUGCUAUAGUUCUGGCUGGUCAUGUGGUUGUCUCCAUAGCUGAUAGUUUUGCUGCACGGGAAAUAUCCACAAGAGUCAAUAUAUCAAAAGCAAAAGCUAUUUUUACUCAGGAUCUUAUUAUUCGUGGAGAUAAAAGUAUACCCUUGUAUAGUCGAGUUGUAGAUGCUCAGUCACCUCUGGCAAUUGUAAUUCCCACCAGGAGCACUGGUUUAAGCAUGAAAUUACGAGCUGGAGAUAUUUCUUGGCAUGCCUUUCUAGAGAGAGUCAAAGAUCUGAAAGGAGUGGAAUUUGCUGCUGUGGAACAAUCAGCAAAAUCAUUUACAAAUAUCCUUUUCUCAUCUGGAACUACAGGAGAGCCAAAAGCAAUCCCAUGGACGCUUGUAACACCUUUGAAAGCUGCGGCCGAUGCAUGGUGCCACAUGGACAUUCAUAAAGGUGAUGUUGUUGCUUGGCCCACUAAUCUUGGGUGGAUGAUGGGUCCGUGGCUUGUUUAUGCUUCACUAUUGAACAAAGCUUCAUUGGCAUUAUACGAUGGAUCCCCACUUGGUUCCGGAUUCGUUAAAUUUGUACAGGAUGCCAAAGUAACAAUGCUUGGAGUGGUUCCAAGUAUUGUCCGGUCAUGGAAAAGUACAAACUGCACAUCUGGUUAUGAUUGGUCUUCAAUCCGUUGUUUUUCCUCCACUGGUGAAGCAUCUACUGUCGAUGAAUGCCUAUGGCUAAUGGGAAGAGCUGGCUAUAAGCCUGUCAUUGAAAUUUGUGGUGGGACGGAGAUCGGUGGUGGAUUUGUUGCAGGGUCAUUGUUGCAGGCUCAGGCAUUGUCUGCUUUUAGCACUCCAGGAAUGGGGUGCAGUCUUUUCAUUCUUGGCAAUGAUGGUUUUCCUCUCCCACAAAAUAUGCCAGGAAUUGGUGAGUUAGCACUCGGACCUUUCCUGUUUGGAGCUUCAAGUGCUCUGUUGAACGCUGACCAUUAUGAUGUCUACUUCAAGGGAAUGCCCCGUUGGAAUGGAAUGGUGUUAAGAAGACAUGGAGAUGUGUUUGAGCGUUCUCCUCGAGGAUAUUAUCGAGCACAUGGUCGUGCAGAUGAUACUAUGAAUCUUGGAGGCAUAAAGGUGAGUUCAGUAGAGAUUGAACGCAUCUGCAAUAGUGUUGAUGAAAGCAUCCUUGAAACAGCUGCGAUCGGGGUACCGCCACAUGGGGGAGGCCCCGAACAGUUGACGAUAGCAAUUGUAUUCAAGAAUCAAAAUGGAAGUACCCCUGAUCUAAACAAGUUAAAAUUGUGUUUCAAUUCAUCUCUACAGAAGAACCUGAAUCCAUUAUUCAAGGUUCACCGUGUGGUUCCUUACCCUUCCCUGCCGAGGACUGCAACCAAUAAGGUGAUGAGAAGAAUAUUGAGACAGCAACUUGCAGCUGAACACAGAUCAAAGCUCUGAAUUGCAGACCUUGCUGUACUUUAUGAGUCUCUUCUUCUGCAAAUUAGGCUCCCUCCUUAGUAAUUUAUUCCUCAUUCUUUCAAAUAAAAUAAGAUUUGGAGCUAUAUAUAUAUAUAUCAAAUUUGUUAA